AUGUGUUUGCUUCAACAUCCACUUCAUCUUGUUGUGAGAAAAGGAGAUGUGGAACUUUUGACAUAGUUCCUCUUGGCAUGUCCCGAAAGCAUCAGAGACGUGACCGUGAAGGGUGAGACUGUUCUCCACAUUGCGGUGAUGAACGACCGAUACGAAGAGCUCAAAGUUCUCAUAGGAUGGGUCCAGAGAAUGAACCGAAAAGAUUCUGCUUUGCUCGAGAUUCAAGUUCUGAACAGACGAGAUAUCGACGGUAACACUGCUUUGCACCUCGCAGCUUAUGAGGAUAAGCAGCAGGCACGUUCGAUCUUUCUUUCCCCAGCAUCAAAAUCUUGCAGCAAAUACCAAUUCUUCAGUCCCCGAGUUUCUGAUCGUUGUUUUCUUGAAGAUUCUAUGCAGGAAGUAAGAUUGUUGCUAGGAUGUGUUAGCGGAUAAUACACGAGUAUCCAAUUUCGGGAC
This is a messenger RNA of Tarenaya hassleriana, 456 nucleotides long. RefSeq names its product 85/88 kDa calcium-independent phospholipase A2-like. The transcript has a single exon. NCBI's taxonomy places the organism in Eukaryota, Viridiplantae, Streptophyta, Magnoliopsida, Brassicales, Cleomaceae. Gene Ontology annotation, molecular function: protein binding. The record is from RefSeq and is a predicted model, not a curated record.